Ustilaginoidea virens is the source of this 1677-nucleotide messenger RNA. RefSeq lists its product as uncharacterized. Gene Ontology annotation, biological process: transmembrane transport. Gene Ontology annotation, cellular component: membrane. The record is from RefSeq and is a predicted model, not a curated record. The coding region runs from base 1 to 1677 and encodes 558 amino acids. Gene Ontology annotation, molecular function: sulfate transmembrane transporter activity. NCBI's taxonomy places the organism in Eukaryota, Fungi, Ascomycota, Sordariomycetes, Hypocreales, Clavicipitaceae. The transcript is spliced from 2 exons.
AUGAAGUUGCUCGGCGUCAAGCUGAAAGAUGCGGUCCAGGAUGGCGCCAACGCCGCACACUCCGGAGAUUCCAUCCUGCCCGUCCACAUCGGUGAUGAAGGCGUCGCCGACGGCCACCCCGCCGCGUCUGAAAGGCUUCGUGAUCGGAUACCCGCUCGGCAAAAGGCUGCGGACGCCUACGUCAAGUCUUUGUUCCCUUUCCUGGGCUGGAUCGGCCGGUACAAUCUACAAUGGCUCGCCGGCGAUGUGGUUGCCGGUGUCACUGUCGGUAUCGUCGUCGUACCUCAGGGCAUGGCUUACGCCUUGUUGGCGGAGCUAGAGCCCCAGUUCGGACUCUACUCCUCCUUCAUGGGAGUCAUGAUAUACUGGGUUUUCGGGACGUCAAAGGAUAUCUCCAUAGGACCUGUCGCCGUCCUGUCCACGGUAGUCGGUAGCGUAGUUCGGGAUGUCGUCUCCUCACCAGAGGGAAAAGACAUUGCGCCCCAUCUUGUCGCCUCAGCGUUGUCCAUAGUUGCCGGAUCCAUCGUUCUGUCAAUUGGCCUUCUCCGCGGGGGUUGGAUCGUCGACUUGAUUUCCGUAACCUGCCUAUCAGCCUUCAUGACCGGUUCCGCCAUUACCAUCGCUGCCGGACAGUUGCCUUCCCUUCUGGGUUUGGCCGGCUUUUCCAACCGAGAUUCUGCGUUCGACGUCUUCGUCAACACAUGGAAGCAUCUCUCUGAAGCAAAACUCGAUGCCGCCGUGGGGCUUUCCGCCCUCUUCCUCCUAUACCUCAUCCGACAUACCCUGGCAUCUGCUGCUGAGCGGUAUCCCGGCCGCAAGCGCUUCUUCUUCUUCAUCAGCACCAUGCGGACCGUCCUUGUCAUCGUCUUGUAUACCAUCAUCAGCUGGCUGGUCAACAUGGAUUCAAGAGAAAACCCUCGUUUCCGCCUUUUGGGAACUGUCCCCAAGGGAUUUUGCAACGUCGCCGUUCCCGAGCUGUCCAGAAACUUGGUCUCGCAUUUCGCAUCCCAUCUCCCCGCUACUGUCGUGGUCAUGCUCGUCGAGCAUGUUGCCAUCUCCAAGUCCUUUGGCCGAGUUAACAACUAUACCAUAGAUCCCUCACAAGAAAUGGUAGCCAUUGGCAUGACGAAUGUCUUGGGACCCUUUCUCGGCGGUUAUCCAUCCACCGGGUCUUUCAGCCGAACGGCAAUCCAGUCCAAGGCUGGUGUUUGCACACCGGCUGCUGGCAUCGUCACGGGUCUUGUUGUCCUUUUGACAACCUACCACUUGACCGCGGUCUUCUUUUACAUCCCCAGCGCCACCUUGGCCUCUGUCAUUAUCCACGCGGUAGGAGAUCUCGUUACGCCACCCGAAACCGUCCAGCAAUUCUGGCGCGUGUCACCCAUGGAGGUUUUCGUCUUCUUCGUGGGGGUGUUUGUCAGCGUGCUUUCUCAGAUAGAAGAUGGCCUCUAUGCCACUGUUUCUAUUUCGGCAGCGGUUCGUCUAUACCGCAUAUUGAAAGCCCGAGCCCAGUUCCUGAGCACGGGGCGGUUUCGUUCACUCUUCGGAGAACAUGUCGUCGGCGAUGAUCCCAAGAUUUCUGCAGAAUAUGGCACCUUUCACGUGUCUGGGGGAGACUCGUCAAGAAACAGCUCCCUUCCAAUUGGCCACGGAGAGAGGUCCAACCUCCAGAAUUGA